This is a messenger RNA of Papaver somniferum (opium poppy), 1113 nucleotides long. Its product is annotated as EP1-like glycoprotein 2. The record is from RefSeq and is a predicted model, not a curated record. The transcript has a single exon. NCBI's taxonomy places the organism in Eukaryota, Viridiplantae, Streptophyta, Magnoliopsida, Ranunculales, Papaveraceae. Bases 1 to 1113 code for a protein of 370 amino acids.
AUGGCUCCUCAGAUUCAUUUGCGUUUCGUUGUGUUAAUCUUCUUCUGUUGUUGCAAUGUCUUAGUUCAAUCUCAAGUUCCUGAAAGCCAGACUUUCCAACUCAUAAACCAAGGGGAAUUGGUAAAGGCGGCAAGUGAAUACGGGUCGACUUUCCGUGUCGCAAAACCAUAUGAAGAUUCUCACAAAUACAUAACACACACAUUCGGGCUAUAUUUCUAUAAUGCUACUCGCAAUGCUUAUGUUCUUGGCAUUGGUGGAGGUCACAAUGUAGGCGGCGAUGUUCAGUGGAUCUGGGAUGCUAAUCGCAAUGACCCAGUUCAAGAAAAUGCUACUCUCACUUUCGGUACUGAUGGUAAUUUAGUUCUUGCAGAUGUCGAUGGCCGUAUUGUCUGGCAAACUAAUACAGCUAACGAAGGUGUUGCCGCAAUUUCUAUGGGUAUCAAUGGGAAUUUAGUACUUGGAAACAUAAAAGGGAAGGCUAUUUGGCAGAGCUUCCAUCAUCCAACUGAUACUCUUGCAGUAUGUCAAUCACUUAAGCUUAAGGGUAACACGAAACUCGUUAGCCGUACAUCGGAUCGAAACAGUCGUGAUGGUCCUUACAGUGUUAUACUCGACGACAAAAACGGGUUCAUAAUGUAUCAAAACACUUCAGGUAAACUUGUUCAAUAUGCAGGUUGGGAAGCAAAGGGUCUUUCUAAUGUAUCAUUUCAUGCUAUUACAAGAAUUGAUCCAGUUCAACCACCACAAGGUCCAAGAUUUCCAGAUUGGGAACCAAAGGGUAAAACAUUUUAUUUCUUAUCUCUAGGUUUUGCUGAAGGAAUACAAGCAAGCACUCCAUCUAAAAGAUAUAUACUUAAAACAACAGAUAAUUCUCAUCUUCAGCACUGGUCAUUUCUUAGAUUAGAAGCAGAUGGAAACCUUGUAGCUUAUAGCUACAUUAUACCAAGUAGGCAGCCUUAUUCUGGUCACUGGAGGAAAACGUACGCAUUCUUUGGAGAUACCGUGAAAGAAUGUGCAUUAAGAUCAAAAUGUGGUUCAUCUGGGAAGUGUUAUGGGCGACUUUGUAGCGCUUGCCCUCGUAAUGGUUCAUUAGGCUGCAUGAUCACUGUAUGA